This is a messenger RNA of Leishmania braziliensis MHOM/BR/75/M2904, 100 nucleotides long. The record is from the annotation of a RefSeq genome assembly. NCBI's taxonomy places the organism in Eukaryota, Euglenozoa, Kinetoplastea, Trypanosomatida, Trypanosomatidae.
GAGACGUCCCGAGAACGUGUCACACGAGCGCCAUGCGGUGCUGGGUAAGCGCGGCCACGUACUCCCUCUCUGUUGCCGGCUUGCCAUUGAGCAGGCAUGA